AUGCCAUUGCCCGCCGACGUGGACGACUUCAAAAUGCCACCCUUCAGUGUGCUCAUGAAGCUGGUGAACAAUCGGUCACCUGAAGAAGCUUUAAAGCACCUCAAGGAGAAGGAGCCGUGGAGACUGAAGCGUCAGCUCGGAAUCUAUUCUCCUACGCCCCAGUAUCAACCCCUUCAGUACAUAGAAGACAAGCCGUUCUGGCAGAGCAGCAAGUUCGUGAAGAGGAAGAUGAAGAAGUACUACGAGAAACAGCUCAUCAAGCGAAUGGAGCAGGACGGCAUCAACUUGAGAUAUCUUCCGAGCCCCAAAGACCGCCUCGAGUUGGCAGGCACACAACUGUUGGGCGGAAUCAAUGGCUUCAAGGUGGAGAAAAACUCCUGGAAGAAGCUGGCCUCCAUGAGCGCUGAGGAGAUCUUAGAGGCCGCCAGUGAUCAGCGGUAUUUGCGGCUAAGUGCUGCCAGCAAAGACAUUCCGAUCGAUUGGCGUCCGGGCUACCAAACAACGGCGAUUCGAGACAUGCAGCUGCAGCACAUGAAGCGUGUUGAUGUCGUUAUCGAGGUUCGCGAUGCUAGGAUUCCUUGGACAACAACUCACCCCGAUGUUCCAGGAUGGGCACGGCCACGUCCGCGGGUCAUUGUCCUGACCAAGGCGGAUCUGGUUCCCCGCGCAGCACUCGAGGAGACGAUCCGGUACAUCAAUGAGACUGACCGAGACCGUGGAGUACCAGUAGUCCCUGUCGAUGCCUUGAUGGGCACGUUUGGGAUUGAGGAGCUUCGAACGGAACUGCUGAAAGCUGGUGCCUAUGUGAACAGAAGGCGGAAGCGCAAGGGCAUCAAUCCAAGAGCGAUUCGCACCAUGAUGAUUGGCUUCCCGAAUGUUGGGAAGUCCUCUAUCAUCAACCGCCUUACAGGCCGCAAAGUGGCUGACCGGAUGGGAAAGCCUGGCCUAACCAAGAGAUUGACAUGGCACAAGAUUGGCGGCUUCAGGAACACUGAGCUGGAGUUCCUGGAUGCUCCCGGAUUUAUUCCUGUAGGCUUUGGCAGACGCUUUACAAAGGAGCAGCAGGAGCUGCUGUGCAUGUGCCGCGUAUUCGGCGAGAAGCACGUCGACCGACAGCAGACUGGCUACGACCUGGUCACCCGCCUUGGCAAGUUGUGGAAAGAGAAUCCUCACAUGAUCGAGAAGACUGUCUGGAGUGAAACUCAACGCAUCUAUGGCGUCGAUCUCCAGAAAGCCAUCAGGCACGAAGGACCGCUCCUUCCCAAAUUUGUGCCCGUCAUGAAUCCUGACCCAUUUCUGGGCAAGAUGAUCAAUGACUUCAACCGUGGCCGAUGGGGAAGGAUUCAGCUGGAAGCCCCACCGCGCGCCCCCGUCAGGGUCCAGGAUUACGGGCAUUUGCUCCAGGGAUCCGCGCAGACCUUGAAGCAUCUGGAUGCUGGCAAAUCAAUCCGGGGCAUGCUUGGUCCUGGCCGUCAGCAGGUCCAGCUUCCUGCAAAAGAUGAGCCAGAGCGGGAGAAGGUUCCAGCGAUGUUGCGCAGCGGGAACGUGUCCAACGAG
Molecule: messenger RNA, 1557 nt
Organism: Symbiodinium pilosum
Lineage: Eukaryota; Dinophyceae; Suessiales; Symbiodiniaceae
Source: the annotation of a GenBank genome assembly